This is a messenger RNA of Cotesia glomerata, 1441 nucleotides long. Its product is annotated as vascular endothelial growth factor receptor 1-like. The coding region runs from base 352 to 1263 and encodes 303 amino acids. The transcript is spliced from 8 exons. NCBI's taxonomy places the organism in Eukaryota, Metazoa, Arthropoda, Insecta, Hymenoptera, Braconidae. The record is from RefSeq and is a predicted model, not a curated record.
GCAAACAACUUAACUGAACAGGCGUAACUGGCAUGACCAUUUUUUUUUAUAAUGACAAGACUCAUUUAAACGUUUUUCAAUAUUCACAAUAAUGAAGGGGGUGAUGAAAGAGAUUAUUCUGUGUUUUUUGUUCGUGAGUGUAAUCCAGUGCAAUAUGAUACAAAUUUACGACUCUUCAACACCGAAAAGCCCGGCUUAUCACAUCCACGCUAGUCUUGGGCCAAUCCACCAUCAUUCAUUCCGAGUAAUGAAAUAAUAGAUUCAUUUGAAGAUAGCACUUUAGAAUUGAAGUGUACCGGUCAAAAAAAUGUAACAUUCAUCUAUGCAUCUGAUACAUCUUGUUCGUAUUAUAUGUCCGAACCUGCAAAAGAAAACGAAUAUAAGUGUUCUUCACAAAAACCGAUUAUUACUUACGAAUUUGACGGUGAAAAAUAUUUGGCUCUAUUCAGACGCGAACGUGUUAUUUUCCAAGAAACUGGAUGGUACGGUUGCAUCGAAAGUGAUAAAUUAGUUGCCGAAGGAUGGAACGGACUCGAAUGGAUCGGCCUAACGCCCGAUCACUUUAAUAAAUCUGAUGAUGUUUCAUGGACCUACGUUUACAUUAUGUCACCCUUCAGGCCUGGUUUUGUUGAAGCACCUCCAGCCAGCUAUGUAUAUACUUUGUACGAAAAAGUCGGUAAUGAUGUAUAUUUUUCAUGUCGGGCAACCCUGGGUUACUCUCGUAUUAAACUCAUUAAGAGAGGAAAAAUAGUUUCGAAUAGCAUACGUGAAUCUAAAAGAGGUUUUACGCUGAAAAAUGUUGCGGAUGCCGAUUCUGGAAACUAUACAUGCCGCAACUCCUUAGGCUAUUGGGAACGUACAAGUGUUCAAUAUGUAUUAAUAGUUACAGAUAAAAAUUCGAAUCUCUACAACCCAGUUAUAAUUAACAAUUCACCAGAGCCUAUAAUUCCCGGCCAAACAUUAAAAUUGAAAUGCUCUGUCGAUACCCCUCACGGCCAUUUGUAUUUAUUACGCUGGAAAAUUCCUAAGCAGAGUAACAGAGUAUCUUACAACUACUUCGAAGUACAAAAUGAUAAACAUUCUUUUACAUAUACCAGUGAAUUAAUCAUCUCAGGAGUAACUAAUGAAGAUGAAGGAGUCUAUGAGUGUGAAUAUGUCGCUCCACAAUUGAAAAAACAAAAUUCAUAUAAGAUAAAUAUAACCAUCGAUAAUAAAUCUUUAGCAGAUCACAAUGAAAUUGAUGCCAGUCUCAAUUAUUUUUAAAUUGUUAUUCGUAUGGGUAACUCAGAGAACUAGGUAAUGCAGAAAUCUAAAUUGUUUACCAUUGCAAGCGUUUAAUUAACUUAAAAAUAGACGCUUAUGAUGUAUGAAUAUCAAUUAUGAAUAAAUAAUUGUUGUAAAACCAGUAACUUCCCAAAUUUUGAAAAGUUUCAAUUUUCUU